Molecule: messenger RNA, 4852 nt
Organism: Sapajus apella (tufted capuchin)
Lineage: Eukaryota; Metazoa; Chordata; Mammalia; Primates; Cebidae
Gene: SHOC1
Product: shortage in chiasmata 1
Exons: 24
Coding region: 489-4706 (1405 amino acids)
Biological process (GO): resolution of meiotic recombination intermediates
Cellular component (GO): condensed nuclear chromosome
Molecular function (GO): ATP hydrolysis activity; single-stranded DNA binding
Source: RefSeq, a predicted model, not a curated record
GAAAACUCGAUACUAUUCUUUUCUCAUGCCAUCCUUCAUCACUUAACUGAAAAGUCAAUACCCAGAGCAAGAAACCAUUACUAUCCCUUCAGGAUGGCUUUCUUUUUUGGGAGCUUGAGUUUUUGAGUACUUCUUCGUCUGAACUUAUAUUUUCCUUUUUCUCUUUCCACUCAGAAACUUAUUGAAGAAUUGCAGGCAAAUUUUUAGUUCCUUCCUGUGACUUAGAAACUGUUAAAGCUGUUAGACAGCCAAGAUUCUAAAGAAACCCAAACAUGGCAGGGUGGAGACAGAGAGAAAUUUAUUCCAGAAAUUGACUGUUAACAGUAGUGUUUCUUAAUAUAUAAGAUAUAUCAUACUCCUUGAGUAUGAUUUUUUGCUAUAUAACUUUCACUGUAAAUAAUUCUAUAGCAACCAUGUAUGAAUAACUUAAGAAUAAUAGAAUCAGUUAGUCUCAUUUGUAGGCACUGCAAACCAUCUCCAUUCCCUCCAUGUCAGAUACUCUGGGGGAUGAAUUGGAGAUAUUAAGAGGUAAAAUGACGCAGAGAAGACCAGGGCCAGCAGAAGUCAAAUACUUUUAUUUCUUUAAAAUUUUGCUUAGGCUACUCCUGGCUAUUUUGAAGCGUUUAUUUAUUGAUGAUGAAGAAAUACUUUUUGUAAGUAAUAGAAAUCACCUACCAACUUUGCAUACUCUCUUGAGUAGACUAAAACUAUUUUUGGUAAAGGAUCCUCUUUUAGAUUUCAAAGGACAGAUCUUCACAGCAGCUAAUUUUUUCAGGGGAUGUUUUUCUCUUCAAGAAGAUUUGGAAGUUUUUGGGAAAGAAGAUUUUUGUAUGGACAAAGAGAACUUUUGUCAGGAGAAACUAGAAGAUACAAUACGUUCAAAUAAGCCAUCACGUUUUCUUAUUGAGUAUGACUUCUUAAUACCUCCAAGCCACAAACAAGAAAUUGAUAUUCCAUCACUCUCGGAACUGAAGGAAUCGUUAAACCUAGUGCCAGAAAUAAUAACCUACGUCGAUGAAAUUGAAAAGCUUUUCAAAAGAGAUCUUACUAACAAGCAUGGAAUUGAGGAUAUCGGGGAUAUAAAAUUCAGCUCCACAGAGAUUUUGACCAUUCAAAGCCAGAGUGAACCAGAAAAGUGCAGUAAACCAGGAGAGUUAGAAAUGCCACUAACUCCUCUAAACCUAUCAUGGCAACAUUCUUCAGUUAAUUCAUUAUGUGCAGAACUUCAGACAUUUCCAUUAUCUCCGGUUUGCAAAAUUAAUUUGCUUACUGCUGAAGAAUCAGCUAAUAAAUACUACAUGGUGUGGCAAUUAGAAAGCUGUAGAAGCCCUUUGAACUCAUUUUUGCUUACAGUGCCAAGAAUUCAAGAGCCCCACAGCCAAUAUUCAGUUACCGAUUUGAAAAAGAUAUUAUCUGUUAAAGAAGAAAGUCUUAUUAUUAAUCCCGUAAACACAGAGUGGUGGAAACAAGCAGGACUAAAUCUGAAAAUGAUGCAAACUUUGGAACAUCUGAAUACAGAUUUAUGUCUUGAUGAUCUAUCUUCUAAUGACACUAAAAUGGAGAUAUUUUUGCCUACAAAAGUAUUUCAAUUGGAAUCAUGUCUAGAACAUAAAAGUCAUUCUUCACCUAUUGCACUUAUUGAUGAAAAAUCUACAAAUGAUCAUUUAUCACUUCCACAAAAGAGUCUACCUCUGGCAAAAGAAAUACUAGAUCUAUGUUUUUCUGAUGAAUAUUUCUCUCAUAAAAGACCAGCAAAAGAGGAGAAACCAACAAAUGACCAAGAACCAGUAAACAGAAUAAUCCAUAAGAAAGAAAAUAAAGAUCACUUUGAACUUGACUGCAUAGGACCAUCUAUUAAAUCACCUUCCUCUUCAAUAACUAAAAAAGCAUCUUUUGAACAUGGUAAAAAACAAGAGAAUGAUUUAGACCUUUUGAACGACUUUAUUAUGCUACGAAAUAAAUAUAAGACUUGCACCUCAAAGACUGAAGUCACAAACAAUGAUGAAAAACAUGGUAAAGAAGAAUGUUCUUUGACUCUUCAAGAAGAAAGUCCUAUCAUUCAUAUUAAUAAAACCCUAGAGGAAAUAAAUCAGGAAAGGGGAACAGAUAAUGUCACUGAAAUUCAAGCGUCAGAUAGCCAGUGCCAAGCAUUUUGCCUCCUUGAAGCAGCAGCUUCUCCUAUCUUAAAAAACCUUGUAUCCUUUUGUACUCUCCCUACUGCUAAUUGGAAAUUUGCCACUGUUAUUUUUGACCAAACAAGGUUUCUCUUAAAGGAACAAGAAAAAGUAGUAAGUGAUGCUGUUUACCAAGGUACAAAUGAUGAAAGAGAAAUGACAUUCAAGCAUGCUGCUCUCUUACAUCUUCUGGUAACAAUUAGAGAUGUCCUUUUAACAUGCAGCUUGGACACAGCUUUGGGAUAUUUGUCAAAGGCAAAAGAUAUCUACAACAGCAUUUUAGGCCCCUAUUUGGGUGACAUUUGGAGACAGCUGGAGAUUGUACAGUUUAUUAGGGGGAAAAAGCCUGAAACCAACUACAAGAUACAAGAAUUGCAAUGUCAGAUACUAAAUUGGAUGCAAUGUCAACAGCAAGUUAAGGUACUGAUUAUAAUAAGAAUGGACUCAGAUGGUGAAAAACAUUUACUCAUUAAAAUUCUUAACAAAAUAGAAGGUUUAACACUGACUAUCCUUCAUUCAAAUGAAAGGAAAGAUUUUCUGGAAUCUGAAGGUGUUUUAAAGGGUACAAGUUCCUGUGUAGUUGUACAUAAUCAAGAUAUUGGAGCAGAUUUCCCCUGGAAUAAUUUCUCAUUUGUGGUAGAAUACAAUUAUGUGGAAGACUCUUGUUGGACUAAACACUGCAAAGAGUUGAAUAUUCCUUACACGGCCUUUAAAGUGAUUCUUCCAGACACAGUUUUAGAAAGAAGCACAUUGCUAGAUAGAUUUGGAGGUUUUCUUGUGGAAAUUCAGAUUCCAUAUGUGUUUUUUGCAUCUGAAGGACUUCUUAAUACUCCAGACAUACUUCAGCUACUAGAAUCCAACUAUAAUAUCACACUGGUAGAGAGAGGCUGCAGUGAGUCAUUGAAACUCUUUGGAAGUUCAGAGCGUUACAUAGUGGUGACAAUUGAUGAACACACUGCCAUAAUUUUGCAGGAUAUAGAAGAAUUAAAUUGUGAGAAGGCAUCAGACAAUAUUAUUAUGAGGCUGAUGGCAUUAUCAUUCCAGUACAGAUAUUGUUGGAUAAUUUUAUAUACCAAAGAAACAUUAAAUUCAGAGUAUCCGCUUACAGAAAAGACACUUCAUCACCUAGCACUGAUUUAUGCAGCUUUGGUGUCAUUUAGGCUAAACUCUGAAGAACUGGAUGUAAAGCUUAUAAUUGCCCCAGGAGUAGAAGCAACUGCCUUGAUAAUUCGACAGAUUGCUGACCACAAUUUAAUGACCUCAAAGAGAGAUCCUCAUGAAUGGUUGGAUAAAUCCUGGCUUGAAGUUUCACCGUCUGAGGAAGAAAUGCACUUACUUGAUUUUCCAUGUAUUAACCCAUUGGUGGCUCAGCUCAUGCUAAAUAAAGGACCUUCACUGCAUUGGAUAUUAUUAGCAACUCUGUGUCAACUUCAGGAACUCCUACCUGAAGUUCCAGAAAAAGUGUUAAAGCAUUUUUGUAGUAUCACUUCCCUAUUCAAGAUUAGUUCUUCUUCCAUAACAAAAUCACCGCAAAUUUCAUCACCUCAGGAAAAUAGGAAUCAGAUUAGUGACUUGUCUUCUCAGAGUUCAACUUCUGAUUUAGACUCCGUCAUUCAAGAACAUAAUGAAUGUUAUCAGUAUUUAGGAUUAGGAGAGACAUUGCAGGAAGACACAACCACCACUUCGAAUUACAACUCUUCCAUUAUGGAACUAAAAGAAACGGCAGGUUUUUUACCACCCAUGACUUCAUACAAUCAGACCAGCUACUGGAAAGACUCCAGUUGUAACCCUGAUAAUGUGCAGAAUACUCCUUUUCUAAUUAAUAUAGAAUCAAGGAGACCGGCUUAUAACUCCUUUCUAAACCACAGUGAGUCAGAGUCAGAUGUCUUUUCUUUGGGUCUAACACAAAUGAACUGUGAAACUAUAAAAUCACCAAUUGACACUCAGAAGAGAGUGUCAGUUGUUCCCAGUUUUAUAAACUCUCAGAAAAGAAGAACACAUGAAGCAAACGAUUUUGUAAAUAAAGAAGUAGCUGACCCUAUCUUUUUACUAGAGGGCUCUCAAUCUCCUCUUCAUUGGAACUUUAAGAAAAAUAUAUGGGAACAAGAGAAUCAAGCGUUCAACUUACAAUAUGGUACAGAGCAGACUACAUGUAAUAAAUUGUACUCUCAGAAAGGUAAUUUAUUCACUGAUCAGCAAAAAUGUCAAUCAAAUGAGUUUGAAGCCCUCACAUGUGAAAGUUCAAAUGCUGAGACUUUCUGGAGAGAAUUACCAUCUGUCCCCAGUUUGGAUUUAUUUUGUGCUUCUGAUUCUAAUGCAAAUCAAAAAGAAUUCGACAGCCUUUAUUUCUACCAAAGAUCUGGAAAAAGUUUGGGAGAGAAAAGGCACCCUGAAUCUUCAUUUAACUCAGGAGACAAGGAAUCGUUAACAGGUUUUAUGUACUCACAACGACCACAAUUCAAAAAACGACGUCUAGCAUAUGAAAAAGUCCCUGGUAGAGUUGAUGGGCAGACUCGGCUGAGGUUUUUUUGAAGGAGAAGAGCAGUGCUACAUGCUAUAUCCCACUGCUUUGGAUGAUAAUCCACUAGCAAAAUUAUUUAGAUUUGCUCAUACAUUAAAGAAAAUGCAAUUCUUCACACAUGUCUCAGUGUUUCUGUAUUAAAUAUUCAUAAUAUGUA